UCUCCCCUCUCUCUCUCUCUGUGUGUGUAUUAUUAUAAUGCUUUCUUUGAAGUAAAAAUAUUAUAAAAGUUUCCCCAAAAGGUAGGUCCUGGGGAGGAGCACAAGGUUAGGAGGCAAAAGAGAAAAGAUGCACACACUUCAGGAUCCUCACUGUGCUCUGCAGUCUCAUCCACCCCCUGUAGAUCUGUUUGUCUCCCACACUGCCUUCCUCUGUGCACCAUGUUUCAGGAAAUUUCCUUUUCCUUUUGAUUUAAAAAAAAUAUUGGAAAAAAAUAUGCUGUCUAGUGAUGGGGACUCGCUUUAUGAGUGUCAAGCCCAGAAUAUCUUCUAGAAUUUCUGGGACCCUCUUUCUACUGGGAAGGAUCUCCUCAAAUGAAGCACCCAGAAUUUAAUUUUAGAUACAAUAGAUGAAAUGGGUCUGAAAACAAGGAUCACUCUGCCACAGCACAGCAAAGUUAGCUGGGGUGGGGAGAUUUCCUGGGACUAGACCUUUCCUUCCGCUGGGAACAAGGCCCUGCUCAUAGACCUUCACCCCACCCCCAACCAGUUCAUAUAUAUGUGUGUGGUGUGUAUAUAUACACACCACAUACAUAUAUUCUUAAAAGAAAUCUAAGUCUUACUUUCAAAGCACAUACUUAGUCUCAACUAGGGAAUCAACAGAAGCAGAAGCGAUUUUUUUCCCCUUUCUUGACAUCUGGCUUGCGAUUGGCUGGAAGGGGGUCAGCUGACUUUGUCAUUUUGUCUGUCCUGGAUUGGAGCCGUCCCUAUAACCAUCUAGUUCCGAGUACAAACUGGAGACAGAAAUAAAUAUUAAAGAAAUCAUAGCCCGACCAGGUAAAGGCAAAGGGAUGAAUUCCUACUUCACUAACCCUUCCUUAUCCUGCCACCUCGCCGGGGGCCAGGACGUCCUCCCCAACGUCGCCCUCAAUUCCACCGCCUAUGAUCCAGUGAGGCAUUUCUCGACCUAUGGAGCAGCCGUAGCUCAGAACCGGAUCUACUCGACUCCCUUUUAUUCGCCACAGGAGAAUGUCGUGUUCAGUUCCAGCCGGGGGCCGUAUGACUAUGGAUCUAAUUCCUUUUACCAGGAGAAAGACAUGCUCUCAAACUGCAGACAAAACACCUUAGGACAUAACACACAGACCUCAAUCGCUCAGGAUUUUAGUUCUGAGCAGGGCAGGACUGCGCCCCAGGACCAGAAAGCCAGUAUCCAGAUUUACCCCUGGAUGCAGCGAAUGAAUUCGCACAGUGUGUGUUUUGUGCCUGGAUCUCUAGGGGUCGGUUACGGAGCGGACCGGAGGCGCGGCCGCCAGAUCUACUCUCGGUACCAGACCCUGGAACUGGAGAAGGAAUUUCACUUCAACCGCUACCUAACUCGGCGCCGGCGCAUCGAGAUCGCCAAUGCUCUGUGCCUGACCGAGCGACAGAUCAAAAUCUGGUUCCAGAACCGCCGCAUGAAGUGGAAAAAAGAAUCUAAUCUCACGUCCACACUCUCAGGGGGUGGCGGAGGGGCAACCGCCGACAGCCUGGGAGGAAAAGAGGAAAAGCGAGAAGAGACAGAAGAAGAGAAGCAGAAAGAGUGACCAGGACUGUCCUUGCACCCCUCUCUUCUCCCUUGCUCAUCCCAGCUCCCCGAAUCACACACUCUGUAUUUAUCUCUGGCACAAUGAUGUGUUGUGACUUCCUAAAACAAAACAGGGAGUCAGACGUGGACCUAAAAGUCAGCUUUGGACCCCCUCCCUCACUGCACAACUCUUCACUCGUCUCUUCCUCUAGCUCCCUCGCUAGCUUCUUCCUGGCUUGUCUGCAGGCCCCUUCCCUCGCCUAGGCCUAGGAGACCUGAACCUCGCUUCAGACUCCUCAGAUGUCUCUCCAAGUGAGCCCUAGGCUCCCUCCCCACCCCCGACGCCCUUCACCCCCGCCCUCCGGCGCAGAGAGCUGGCUCCAGGGCCUGGGGCCUCCACUCGGGGGCCUCAGGGCCCGGCCUGACAGCCGGAGGGCAGGAGGCCUCAGGAGGGCGCGCCUUGGCCCUGCAACAACCCCCAGGGCCUCUCCCCAGUCCCUGCCCGGUCCCUCUGCCCCAGCAAAUGCCCAGUCCAGGCAAAUUGUAUUUAAAGAUUCCUGGGGGUCAUUAUGGCAUAUUUCGAACUGUGACCGUUUCUGUGUGAAUAUUUCUAGCUGUAUUUGUGGUCUCUGUAUUUAUAUUUAUGUUUAGCACCGUCAGUGUUCCUAUCUCAUUUAAAAAAGGAUUUAAAAAAAAAAGAGGGAAAAUAACAAAAAGAGAAAAAAAGUGAAUGACGUUUGUUUAGCCAGUAGGAGAAAAUAAAUAAAGAAAUAACCCCCUACGUGUUAUCCUCCUGUAUAAAUCCGACCUCUGGAUCCGUUCUCGAAUAUUUAAUAAAACUGAUAUUAUUUUUAAAAGUU
Mus musculus (house mouse) is the source of this 2421-nucleotide messenger RNA. It is a transcript of the gene Hoxc6, whose product is annotated as homeobox C6. Gene Ontology annotation, biological process: embryonic skeletal system development; anterior/posterior pattern specification; regulation of DNA-templated transcription. The transcript is spliced from 2 exons. Bases 849 to 1580 code for a protein of 243 amino acids. Gene Ontology annotation, cellular component: nucleus; nucleoplasm. Gene Ontology annotation, molecular function: DNA-binding transcription factor activity, RNA polymerase II-specific; DNA-binding transcription factor activity; DNA binding. Lineage: Eukaryota; Metazoa; Chordata; Mammalia; Rodentia; Muridae. The record is from RefSeq and is a predicted model, not a curated record.